AUGAAUACUAUUGAGAGAUUCUAUUUCGUGGUUUUAAUUCUUUUGAUUACUCUAACCUUAGCAAUAAUAGAAGGCAGAACUCAUCACCAAAAUCAAAUAAGAAAAGCAAAUACUGAAAAUGAUCAGAAGAGAGCAGUAAAUACUAAUAAAAGAAGUAGUUGUAAUACAAAUAGACAGAGAGAUGGUAGUAGUGGGUCAAGAAGAGGUGGUAGCAGUGGAUCAAGAAGAGGUGGUAUUAGCAGUGGAUCAAGAGAAAGACCAAAAAGACAAGAAAAUUGUGAUCCUUUGUAUCAGUACCUAUUUGGAAGUUGUGGUUCAUCGCCGCGCCGUCGCCCUGUAGCACCACCACCUUCAUCACCUCUUCCUCCCCCACUAAUAGUUCCUUCUCCACCUCAAGUUGUUCCAGUUUUCCCCUUUCCUCCUGUGGUUCAACCACCGCCAACUGUUGUCGCUCCCCCGUUAGUACCAUCACCACCACCACCAUUGAAAUCACCACCAAUUGUUUCACUGCCACCUUUAGUACCCUCACCACCUCCACCAGCACAUUCACCACCAGUAAUACCACCCGGUGUAAUAAUUCCUCCCCCAUUACCACCUAUUUCAUUUUUUCCACCACCAAUUAUACCACCCAGUGUUGAAAUUCCAACCCCAUUACCACCACUUUCACUUUUGCCACCACCACUCAUACCACCAGGUGUUAUAAUUCCUCCCCCAUUACCACCUCUUUCACUUUUACCACCACCGCUUAUACCACCCGAUGUUAUAAUUCCUCCCCCAUUACCACCUAUUUCACUUUUGCCACCACCAAUGUUCCCAUGGUUAUCUCCACUAUCUGAUGAUGGUGGUGGUGAUAUUAAUCAACGAGAGUCAUUAGUAUUUUCACUGCCACCGUCUUUUUCUUUACCCCCACCGUCUGAUGGUGAUGAUGAUAUUCCACGAGUCAAAAGUAUUUUCACCACCACCGUCUAAUGAUAAUGGCGGUGCUGAUAUUCCUCUAGAGCCAUUACUGUUUUCUCCACCAUCAUCAGAAGAUGAUGGCAGUCCUCUUACGCCAGUUUCCCCUAUAUCCUCAUCACCUCCUUAACCACAAUCACCAGAUAUACCAAUAUUUAGUACACCAGAAUGUAUUCGUUGAAGAUGGAGGAUAUGUAAAAGAUUCUGUUA
Papaver somniferum (opium poppy) is the source of this 1164-nucleotide messenger RNA. Its product is annotated as 36.4 kDa proline-rich protein-like. NCBI's taxonomy places the organism in Eukaryota, Viridiplantae, Streptophyta, Magnoliopsida, Ranunculales, Papaveraceae. The coding region runs from base 1 to 969 and encodes 322 amino acids. The transcript has a single exon. The record is from RefSeq and is a predicted model, not a curated record.